UAUUGCCGCAUCGUUCGUAUUAACAGCAGUAGUCAAGGCGACAUCACCGUGUACAUCUUUGAAUGCUUCUGGUUUUCAGUUUUCUGCUGAGAACACAGAUGCGGUGCGAAGUCAGGGUGACUCUCUUACGUUUAUUUUGUCUCACUGAGUUAUUUAUUUUGAUGAAAAAUAUUCUCUCCGUGUGGCUGUGUUACUGUAAGCUGCAGCAUUUCAAGAGGACUGCGAGAAGCCUCGUUAUUCUAAUGCUAAUUAUGUUUAGCACAAACAAUGAGACGUAAUCUGGCAUUUCAGAAGGCAUGGGAAGAUGAAGAAGGAAACACUAUUCAAUUCAGAGAAAUGAUGGAGAAACAAAUUCUUCAAAAAUAGACAAAUAUGGGAUAUAGCAGAAGGUCACCUUUUGUUGAUGAACAUUGAAGCAUCUAAUCAGUAUUGAUUCAUCUUUCUGAUAAACAAUAGAACUACCCUGUGCUGGUGAUGGAACAUUGAUUGACUGCAUUGGACUAAGGGGACACCAGUGCUGUUGAAAAUUGUGAGAACACUCGAUUGUGUGUUCUCAGAAGAAUCAAGUUUACUCUGCAAAGUGAAAAGUUUUGAACAUUUGAACAUUAUUUUUAUAUUAAUCCACUGCUGCAGGACAACAUGCCUUAUAUUCUUUGAGUAAAAGAGACGAAAAAUUUUGGCUCAGAGUUUUCACCAUGCCUCGCAAUCAAGCUUUUUCUGAACCAGAGUACUCUAUGGAGUAUUCGGCAGACUGCUCGGUGACAUUGCCCUCUGAUCCGGGGCAGGCUGUUGGGCGAACACACGAGGUUACAGUUCGAAAUUCUGGAUCCUGCCUUUGCCUGCCACGGUUUAUGCGCUUGACAUUUGCACCGGAGUCGUUGGAGAAUCUCUACCAGACCUACUUCAGAAGGCAGAGACAUGAAACACUUUUGGUGCUGGUUGUGUUUGCUGCUCUUUUUGAUAGUUACAUCCUCAUCAUGUGUGCAGUGGUUUAUACCUCUGAAAAACUUGCAUCCGUUUCUGUGGCAACUGUGGGAUUGGCGGGAGAUAUUCUUCUCUACCUGCUGUGCCGCUUUGGGUUGUUACCAGACCGGAUCUCAAGGCGUUUUGUGCCCUAUUCCCUCUGGAUCCUUAUCGCAUUACAGAUAUUUUGCCACUUGGGUCUAAACUAUGCUCGUUUCCACCACGCUAGUGACACAGUGGGUUGGCAGGCCUUCUUCAGCUUUUCUUUUUUCCUUACUCUGCCUUUGAGAUUAACACCCAUUGUGCUCAUCACUACUGUAUCCUGUGGGGUUCACACCCUGGUUCUUGGAGUCACCAUUGCUCAACAGCAGCAGGAGAACAUCCAGGGCUCAGCGCUCGCCAGACAGCUACUGGCCAACAUUGUGAUCUAUAUUUGUGCCAUCACCGUGGGUGUCACAUCGUACUACAUGGCUGACCGGAAGCAUCGAAAGGCUUUUCUGGAAGCAAGACAGUCACUGGAGGUUAAGCUUAACCUAGAAGAGCAAAGCCAGCAACAGGAACGUCUCCUGCUCUCCAUUCUUCCCAAGCAUAUAGCUGAUGAGAUGCUUCAGGAUAUGAAGAAGGAGCCUAGUCAAAAAGAGAUGCAACAGUUCAACACCAUGUACAUGUACAGGCAUGAAAAUGUCAGUAUUUUGUUUGCAGACAUUGUGGGUUUCACCCAGCUGUCGUCAUCUUGCAGUGCCCAGGAGCUGGUGAAGCUGCUCAAUGAGCUCUUUGCUCGCUUUGACAAGCUGGCUGCUAAAUAUCAUCAAUUGAGGAUCAAGAUCCUGGGAGACUGCUAUUACUGUAUCUGUGGACUUCCAGAAUACAGGGGAGACCAUGCUGCUUGUUCCAUCAGGAUGGGCCUGGCUAUGGUGGAUGCUAUCUCGUAUGUCCGUGAAAAAACCCAAACCAAUGUUGAUAUGAGGGUUGGAGUGCACAGCGGAACAGUACUUGGAGGAGUGCUGGGACAGAAACGCUGGCAGUAUGAUGUUUGGUCUACAGAUGUCACAGUAGCCAACAAAAUGGAAGCAGGAGGCAUUCCAGGACGUGUUCACAUCUCACAAAGUACCAUGGAGUGUCUUCAUGGAGAAUUUGAUGUGGAGCCAGGAAAUGGAGGCGAUCGCUGUGACUACCUGAGGGAGAGAGGUAUCGAGACCUACCUGGUGACGGUUCCUAAAGAUCCCCUGGGAAGAGACGGAAUCAGUCCUGUGAAGCUGUCAGUAACCUCUUCUAAUGGAAAUUCCCCACUAUUAAUCAACACAACAGAGUGUAACGGCAGCGUGGAGGCAGCCUGCAACACACCUGAAGAACCAGAAGAGUUGGACACGAGGGUAGUGAACCCAUCUUUUCCAAAUCCACGGAGGAGGCUCCGACUACGGGACCUGGCUGAACGGGUGAUUGAUGCCCAAGAGAAUGAGCAAGAGCUCAACAAGUUGCUUAAUGAGGCUCUGUUGGAGAGAGAAACAGUUCAAGCGCUGAAGGGAAAACACACCAACAAGCUUUCUUUGAGGUUUGUGGAUCCAGACUUAGAGGUUCGUUAUUCUAUUGAGAAGGAGAAGCAGAGUGGUGCUGCCUUCUGUUGCUCCUGUGUUGUUCUUCUCUUUACUACAGUAAUGGAGGCACUUAUAGAUCCCAGGCUCAUUAUAAACUACAUCACCUUUGUAGUGGGAGAGAUUUUGCUGUUCAUCCUGACAAUCUGCUCUCUUGCGGCCAUCUUUCCAGGAAUCUUUCCCAAAAAGUUGGUGUCUUUCUCAAUCUGGAUUGACCACACCCGUUGGGCUCGAAAUACGUGGGCCAUUGCAGCUAUUUUCAUCUUAAUCAUGGCAGAUCUUUUAGAUAUGCUCAGUUGUACACCUGGAGUCCCAGAUUCAGGUAGCACCACAGCGGCUCCGUUUUCUUCCUCAUCUUCACAGUCCAGCUUUGGAGAAUGCCUGAAUAAUCCUAAAUAUUACAGCUUUAUAGCAGUGCUUGCACUAAUAGCCACUACCAUGCUAGUUCAGGUCAGCCACAUGGUCAAGCUUACGCUGAUGCUACUUAUAACAGCAACAACUGGCAUCGUUAACAUCUACAGUUGGAAAGACAUCUUUGACCACUACGACAUGGUUCGCUUCCAAGAAUACAGCUCAGAGAUGGCUCCCUCCAAGUUCACCAUGACAGUUAUGAUCUUCAUUAUGAUGGUCAGCUUCUAUUACUUCUCCAGACAUGUGGAGAAGCUUGCUCGCACGCUUUUCUUAUGGAAGAUAGAAGUCCAUGAGCAGAAGGAGAAAGUAUAUGAAAUGAGGCGCUGGAAUGAAGCUCUUGUAACAAACAUGUUACCUGAACAUGUGGCUCGACACUUCCUGGGCUCCAAGAAAAGGGAUGAGGAGUUGUACAGCCAGUCAUACGAUGAGAUUGGUGUCAUGUUUGCCUCAAUUCCCAACUUCUCUGACUUUUACACAGAGGAGAGCAUCAAUAAUGGUGGCAUUGAAUGUCUACGGUUCCUCAACGAGAUCAUCUCAGACUUUGAUAGUCUACUGGAUGAGCCCAAAUUUCGCUACAUCACAAAGAUCAAGACCAUUGGGAGCACAUACAUGGCAGCAUCAGGUGUCACCUCUGAUGUCAAUGAUGGUUACAAGUACAUGAAGAAGGAAGAGCAGUCAGACAGAGAGCGGUGGCAGCACCUGGCAGACUUGGCAGACUUUGCUCUGGCCAUGAAGGUGACACUAAUGAACAUCAACUACCAGUCAUUCAACAACUUCAUGCUACGCAUUGGCCUGAACAAAGGAGGAGUGCUAGCUGGAGUGAUUGGUGCCCGGAAACCCCACUAUGACAUCUGGGGAAACACUGUGAAUGUGGCCAGUCGCAUGGAGUCCACAGGAGUGAUGGGAAACAUCCAGGUAGUGGAGGACUGCUACAAUAUUUUGAAGGAGUAUGGCUUCCGCUUUGUGAGAAGAGGACCCAUUUUCGUAAAGGGAAAAGGAGAACUGCUCACUUAUUUUCUUAAAGGAAGAGACAAACAGGGCUCAUUUAUUAAUGGUUCAUCUGUCACUUUACCUCAUCAAGUAGUAGAUAGUUAAAGUUGUCAGAUCUUUAGUCAAACACUUCCUUUUUCCAUCAAUCACUUCUGCACUGUUUUUGAACAGGCAAAGGAGAAACUAUUUGACAGCCAAAAUGUAUUUUAAAGGUUUAAAAGUACGAUUAUGUAUCACAAUUUCAGAAAUGUGUAUCAGUCUGCAACACUUUUGAAAGAUGAAAAGAUAGAUGAGCAGAUACAGUGAGUGGAAAAGUAUUUAGUCAGCCACCAAUUGUGCAAGUUUUCCCAAUUUAAAGAUGAGAGAGGCCAGUAAUUGACAUCACAGGUAGAUCUCACCAAUGUGAGACAAAAUGAGAAAACAUCUAGAAAAUCACAUUCUCUGAUUUUUUUUGAAGAAUUUAUUUGCAAAUUAUGGUGGAAAAUAAGUAUUUGGUCAAAAAACAAACAAGCAAGAUUUCUGCCCUGUAACUUCUGUAAGAAGAAUGAAUGGGUGGGAGGGGGCGGGGGCAUGUUUCAUGAGAUUUUCAGUGCAAACCUAAUUCCAUCAGCAAGAUGGAAGUGGAUGUUUCUUUCAGCAUGACAGUGAUUCCAAGCACACUUCCAGGAGUGGCUCACAAUAAGCAUUUCAAGGUCCUGAAAUGCUUCCCGCCAGUUUCCAGACCUCAAGCCCAUAGAAAACCUUUGGAGGGAGGUGAAAGUUCAUGUUGCCCAGCGACAGCCCCAGAACAUCCCGGCUCCAGAGGAGAUCUGCAUGGAGGAAUGUUCCAACAUACCAGCAACAGUGUCUGCCAACUUUGUGAAGACUUACAGAAAAUGUUUGACUUCUUUCAUUGCCAACAAAAAAUAUACAAUAAAGUAUUGAGAUGAACUUUUGUUAUUGACAAAAUUCUUAUUUUCCAUCAUAAUUUUCUAAAAAAUUCUUUACAAAGUCAAACAAUGUGAUUUUCUAGAAGUGUUCUCUGUAUAAUGGAGGUCUGUCUGUCUAUAUGAUGUCAAUUACAGGCCUCUCAUCUUGUUAGGUGGGAGAACUUGCACAAUUGGUGCCUGACUAAAUACUUUUUUCCUCACUGUAGUGUGAUAUAUUGAAUUAUUAUGCUACUUUUAAAUCAAAAUAAAUAAUUCAUAACAGUAUUACUUAGAAAUGCCAUUUAGUAGUGCCAUGCGUAGCAUAUUUAGACAGAUUGUUUAAAACGACACAUUUGUUACUCUUGUCGGAGUUUAAAUGGACUAAGCUUUAGAUUUUUUAGGUCAGUUAGGAUUAGAGAAAUAUUAACACAGAUGGAGUCUGUGGUAUUUGCUGUAUGGGUUAUCUAACCCUAACCCCCAUCACAAACUCCCGAUUUGAAUCCCAAAGAAACCACAGAGGACAGUGAUGUCACCUCAGACGCUGUCUGUGGAAAUAUUCCGUUUUUGGAUGUAUCAGAAAUGGGCAACUAGAGAGAGAGAGAGAGAGAGAGAGAGCUAGCUAGCUGGUGGACUGCUUCGUACAAAGUGCAAAAACAACACAUCACAAAUGUGAAAAAAACUGCAGUUGAUUUUAGACUUUCAGAAAAAUAUGAGUCCCUAAAAUACUAUUUUCAUCUUUGGAGUGGAUAAAAAGAAUAAAUACGUUGUUGUACACCAAGACAACAUACUGGACAGAAUCUGUAUAUAAGAGUGAAGUGUACUAGAGAAAGCUUAGAUCCUUUAGUACAGUCUCAUGUCUCCAAGCUCUGCAAUAAAUAUUGUAUUUUCUCAUCAAAUCCACAACAUCUAGUGCACCUUUAACUACAUCUUUAUGGUGUAGGAAUCCAAACCUGUGCUGUGUUUCCUCGAGCUUAACUACUGUAUGAACAUUUAUUACUUCUUUUUCAAUCUUCUAAUUAAAAACAAUUUUUUAACAAGACUGGAUUAGAAUUAACAAAUUCAUUAAAACCUUGCAAGACAAAAAAAAAAAUAAAUUCAAAGUCAAAGGAGUCUGAAACCUGCUGUAGCCAAGAAGAAGAAUUUAUCACAGCAGGCUGGGACUGUUUUUGUAUUUCUUUAUGUUGUUUUAAAAGUCCAUCAAAUAUUGUAUUUACCCCUUCAGAAAACUAGUUUUCUUAAAUAAGAGUUUGUUCCAAAAUAUCUGGAAUUGCAGAAUUUGUUUUUAUGCUCUGAGAAAAUGACAGAGAUCAAGACCUUCUAAUGCCGAAUUUCUAGAUGAAUGAAAAACAAAGUGUGUUUUUUCCAUGUGAUGAAAGUUAACACCUGUUUAUCUGUGUCUUUGUAUUUGGCACUUCUUCACUAUUGGAUUAAAUAUUACAUAUUUGGGUAAUUUCAUUUCCUUCACUCUGAGCUGGAACCUUUCCAAUAAAAAUGUGGAUUAUGUAAAUCCACGUUUAAGACAUUGUAAAUGUUCUGAAAAAAAAAACUACAAACCUUCAAAACAAUCAAAGUUGUUCAGAUUUAAGGUGUAUAUGACAACAUACUGAGUGAGGCACAGUGUAGAAAUGAUUAGGAUUAUUGAACUUCUUAAGGAAUGAAACCAAAAAUGCCUUCCAAAAAUAUUCUUGUAAUGAAAGGGUUAUCUUAACUAGAAGAGAUUAUCGGAGGUGUUGUGUGGUGAAAUGAUCCAAUGUCAUUUAGUAGAGCGUUCAGUUGGAGAGAUGUUCAUGUGACAUUAUUGUAAAGUCACAGCUGACAUGGACAGUCCAUAAUCCCACAGUCCUAACCCGAAUGCUAUGGAGAUUCGGGUCAGGAAUCUCCAUAGGAGAACAUGGCAUGAACUUCAAAAGGCAGUUUCUGCUGGAAAACCUUCCAAUGUGGCUACCACUAGUACCACUUUAGAGCACAAUCAAAUAACUGUGUUACCUUAAAAAUGCUAUCUCAAAAAUGACUUAAAAGAAAUUUGACUUUGUAAUAAAUGCCUUGAAAUUGGGUGUCUGUCACCUUAAAAACUUGCGCUCUUUCUGAAACUCUGGAUUCAGGAAGCUGUCUCAACAGCAUUCCUUUAUUAACUCUUUAAAAUCUGACACUGACUCUUAUGAGCUCAGCAGAUGCACCGUUUCAACAGUUACUUGCUAAUUGCUGCUUAUUAGUGUGAAAGAGCUGAUUGGAGGAGUCAUUGAUUUUACAUAAAACUUUAAUGAAAAACAUCUUCAUUUAAAAAUUGCACUUUGUGUUUACUUAUGUUGUCUGACUAAUAUUUAAAAUGUGUUUGUUCUGAAACACUGAAGUUUGACAAACAUGUAAGAAAUGAGAAAUCAUGAAAGGGGCAAACUCUUUGCCUCCUGCAGAUAAUUGUCUUUCCUCAUGGAAAACAUUGGUAAGGCUCAGUGAAGAGCGGUGACUGCUGCCCUGUAACCCUGUUUUAGUUGCCUAUUGUCGAGAAGGAGGCUGUGUACAAAUGUUGAUUUGAAUUGAACUGCAACCCUUAACAGCUCUUCACCAAUCUGUAGGAAGAUCCUCCUUAUAUCCAGGGUCUGUGUUUCAGUGUAAAGGUUGACCUGCUACUGUUUGAUGAGUCAAUACUUGACUACCAAUGUUUACCUGGGAACACGUCUAGAGCAAACAAAUUGUUCUCUAAAAAGGUAUUUUACUAUGUGUUGUAUGUGGGGUUUAAUUAGCUAUUUUAAGAUUCCUGUUGUUCAGAUAUUCUGAUUUUUCUUCUUUUGAUAUUUGCUAUUGAAACACCUUGGUGUUUCAUUUUGUUUGGUGAUAUUUUAUUCGCCCUUAGCUUUCCCUAUAGGAGUCCUGGUAAUGAACUACUUUUCUGAAGAUUGUUUAUUUUGGGUUUGUUUCAUUCCUUUUCCCAGCGACAGCAAAGUUACAAUAUCUUACUGUUCUAAAUUAAGUCUAUUUUUGCUAGUGGUCAUUUUUAACAAUUUUAUUAUUUAUCCAAUAAACUACUCAUGUUUUGCCA
Molecule: messenger RNA, 7901 nt
Organism: Poeciliopsis prolifica (blackstripe livebearer)
Lineage: Eukaryota; Metazoa; Chordata; Actinopteri; Cyprinodontiformes; Poeciliidae
Gene: adcy3a
Product: adenylate cyclase 3a
Exons: 21
Coding region: 696-4061 (1121 amino acids)
Biological process (GO): cAMP biosynthetic process; intracellular signal transduction; adenylate cyclase-activating G protein-coupled receptor signaling pathway
Cellular component (GO): plasma membrane
Molecular function (GO): adenylate cyclase activity
Source: RefSeq, a predicted model, not a curated record